Messenger RNA from Sphaerodactylus townsendi, 2332 nucleotides. It is a transcript of the gene PLEKHO2, whose product is annotated as pleckstrin homology domain containing O2. NCBI's taxonomy places the organism in Eukaryota, Metazoa, Chordata, Lepidosauria, Squamata, Sphaerodactylidae. The transcript is spliced from 6 exons. Gene Ontology annotation, biological process: macrophage apoptotic process. Bases 341 to 2026 code for a protein of 561 amino acids. The record is from RefSeq and is a predicted model, not a curated record.
ACCAAACCUCUUUGCGCCGCUGCCGAUUCUCUGGUCUGCUGCGAAGUUGUUUUGGAGCGCUGCGCCCGCCCUGGCGCCCGCGGCCACGGCACUGCUGCCGUGCGCCCGGCGGGACGAGUUUGCGCCGCUGCGGAGCAUCCCAAAGCGGCAUGUCGGAGCCCCUGGCCGGAGCCUCCAGGAGAGGAGAGGCGGAGCGCGGGCGGCAGUCCGGCGGCGCUUGAAAAGGGAGCCCCAAAGAAGGAGAGGCGACCUCCCCGGGAAGAAGAAGACGCGAUUUGGGGGGGGGGGGGAGAGAAAGCCAGCAGGAGGGGCGCGGAGCCCCCGGGGCCCCCUCCCAGCUAUGGAAAAUGGUGUGAAGGAGGAGCUUCCCGACAAACCAAAAUGUGAUUCUACUGAAAAAACGAAAUGUGCCUCUACUGCAGACAAAGUGGGCUGGGUCAAAAAGUGCAGCGGAGGCUUCCUGGGACUUUGGAAAGAGCGUUACAUUCUGCUUUGCAAAAGUCAGCUCUUGAUGUAUGAAGAUGAGGAUGAACAGAAGUACGUGGAAACCGUGGAGUUGGAAAACUAUGAGAAAUGCCAAGAGUUGCGCGCUCUCUUGAACAGGAAGCAUCGCUUCAUUUUAAUUCGCUCUCCAGGUUACAAGGUGCACGAUAUCAAAUUUCAGGCAUGUCGUAAGGAAGAAAAGGAAUCGUGGAUGAAAGCUCUUAAUGAAGGCAUCAACCGAGGCAAAAACCGGGUCUUUGAUGAGGUGAAAGUAGACGAAAGUCUCUCUCUGGAGCACGUGACCCGAAGCAGAGCCAAGAUGGGCCAAGGGCGUCGCCCCCCAACCAGAAGCCACCUAAAAGAGGUUGCCAAUGCCACAUCCGAUGGAAUCCUGAGACUUGACUUGGAUGUCCCAGACAGCAGCCCUCCAAAUGCCACCUUGGUAACAAAUGACACUGCUAAUGUAGCCCCUACUAAGGAGCCAAUCAAGGUGCUCAUGCCUCCAGUAAAACCGCCUGCCGAGAAGCCGAAUCAAAAUUCAAUGCCUGAGAAUCCGGAAGUCAAGGACCCUCCAAUGCCUCCUUCUAAGAGCAUCAAGGAAACAGAAGAACCCAGCAACUGUUUGAGCUCGGAAUGUGACCGGGGUGUUCAAGUUGACAAUCCUGAAGAAUCCAACGUUGUCCCAGAGGUAAAGAAUUUGGCGGAGGCUGAUGAUGUCAAAGCUCCUCUCCCUCCUCCUGAAGCCUUAUCUGUUAAGAUGGUGACAUGGGAUGAUCCAGCUUCUAAAUUGCCAGUGGUCAGUAACGGGAAUCCGCCCACAGCCGGCAGCAAAGAAAACCUCCGUGAAGAUGCCAAGGAGGGGGCUAAACCGCCAAACCCUCCUCCUAAAAUUCUAUCGGAGAAGUUGAAAGCCAGCACAAAUUCCCAGGGGGGGGAUUUGAAUGUCAACACUUCCGGAGCUGACCAGAGACCGGAUGACUCAAAUCUCCCUGUGAAUGGAAUGAAUGGUGAAGGGGUUGCAGCAUUGCCUUCCCAGGAGGCAGUCUUUGGACCCAGCAAAGAGGAGAUGCUCUUUCAAGAGCCGAGAGAAAAUUCCUCAUCCCGAGAAGCUAAUGAGGAGAACUCGAGCCUUCCGGCUAAGGAUCCCUUGCUGUUGUUGGAGUCUGUGGGAAAGGCUUCUUCGAAGACUCGGUCAUCCUCUGUGGGGGACCUGCUGACAGAACCAAGCGAGAAGUCUUUCCUGGGGCAGGGUCUCCCGUGGGGAGCGGCCCUCCAGAUCACCCAGGUAGAAAAGAAGGUUGCCUAUGAACGGGAGAGAACAGAAAAGUUGCUGCAGCAGGUGCUGAGCGAGCAGCCCGGCACAGGCAACGGACCGCCGACAAACCGAGAAGCGCUUCUCAGUGUGGCAGUGGAGCGGCUACGGCAAGCCACACAGGUCUUGCAAGAAAGCAAAGCCUCAGAAGAAUCGAGGAAGGAACUUUGGGAGAAGGGCAGCAGCGUGCCGAAGGACCUAGCGACUCUUUAUAGGAGAAGUGUGCCCUGAACUGGGAAGAUCCUCUCCUUUCCAUGCCUUCUCCUUUCCAGGGCCUCACGCUGUCACCUGAGACCGCACGACUACGCCAGUGUUUUUGCAAAUGCAGGGAGGAGGGAGGUGUUUUGCUGUUUGCCCCCAGCUGAAAAUUACCAUUGUUUUUUUGCUGCCCAUGAUGUGAGCUUGCCUCUUGGGUAGGAUUGCGGUCUCCCGGUGGUGGCUGCAGGUCUCCUGCUAUUGCAAUAGAUCUCCAGGCAACAGAGAUCAAUUUGGCUGGAGAAAAUGACCGCUUUGGAAGGACUGUGGCUUUGUACUAGA